Lingula anatina is the source of this 905-nucleotide messenger RNA. Its product is annotated as stAR-related lipid transfer protein 5. The record is from RefSeq and is a predicted model, not a curated record. Lineage: Eukaryota; Metazoa; Brachiopoda; Lingulata; Lingulida; Lingulidae. Gene Ontology annotation, molecular function: lipid binding.
AAGCAUUCCGAUCCUGACACACUGCAAUGGAUAAACAAGAGUUGGCGGAGCAAAUAAAGAAGAAAAUAGAGGAAUAUACAACUGAUCAUGAAAAUUGGAAAGUUGUUAAGAAAGGGAAAGACGUGACUGUGUAUUGUCGGUCCUCCACUGAAUUCCAAGGCAAUAUUUACAAAGCUGAAGGCACAGUUGAUGCUAAGCCAGAAAAGGUGUUUGAAUAUGUUGAACCUAAGCCAGAUGGACUAAGGCCAAAAUGGGACAAGGCAAUCAAGGCAGUUGACACCAUAGAAAAGAUAGAAGAGGGUCUCAGUGUGAUGCGUACCUGCACCCACAGUGCUGCAAUGGGUCUGAUCUCCCCCAGAGAUUUCCUGGACUUGUGUCUAACAGUCAAGAACGAAAAUUCCAUUUGCACAGUUGCUGGAAGCAUUGAGCACCCAGAUUGUCCAGUUGAACCCAAGUAUGUGCGUGGUACCAACCAUCCAUGUGGAAUCUGCUGCUUCAGGAUAGAUGGGUAAGUAUUGUACAAAGUUAAAUAAUAAGGGGAAGUACAGGGUGGUGUAAAAUCAGUUGCAAACAUGUCACAUGCAAGAACAUCAUAAAACUAGAAUCAACUCCAGAAUGCAUAACUGGUAGUUUUACUGAAUGAUUUGUAUUAAAACUUACAUGUUAUAUCAAAACACUCCUAUUGGCUUGAACUUGUAAGACAAGGCUUGUGAAAUGAGUGACCAGAUAGGCUCAAAGAAUAUUAAUGUUUUUUAUCAGCAAUACUGAAAAAUUGUAAGGUGGUCCCACAUUUAAUGCUUAUACAUGUGCAAGCUGCCUUAGUUGAAGCAUUAAUCUUGAGGUUAAGGAAAAUGUACAGUGCUUAGGGUCCUAGAAGUGCUGCUAUUCAUUAAAUGGUUUAUCAA